Messenger RNA from Pristis pectinata (smalltooth sawfish), 2885 nucleotides. RefSeq names its product von Willebrand factor A domain-containing protein 5A-like. NCBI's taxonomy places the organism in Eukaryota, Metazoa, Chordata, Chondrichthyes, Rhinopristiformes, Pristidae. The transcript is spliced from 19 exons. The record is from RefSeq and is a predicted model, not a curated record. The coding region runs from base 226 to 2553 and encodes 775 amino acids.
CACAAGCUGCACGUUCAAGACGUGACCUCGAUACAAACAGGGUGGAAGCAGGAAGUGUUUGGUACCUGCUGGUGAUUUCUGUCCAGCAUUCGAGAGACGCUCCCCGCCGUGGAAGCUCCUGUGUGAGUCGGUGGUAUCUCAGUGGGAAGGGGCAGACGUUCCCAACCCGGACUCUGCGGAGCAGCAGCAGACAGGAGAACAGGAAAAGUGCAGCAAGGACACACAAUGGAAAGACCCUGUGGACUCAUAACAGCCAGCAACACCUCGGUUCCUCUGAAGAGCAUCUCGGUCCAAGUGGAGGUGAAGGGGUUUGUGGCCGAUGUGUCAGCAACUCUGGAGUACAAGAAUGAGGAGUCCAGUCCUCUGGAGGCCAUCUUCACCUUCCCCAUGGACAGCGACUCCGCCGUCUACAACUUCCAAGCCAUGGUGGACGGGAAGACCAUCGUGGCUGAGAUAAAGGAGCGGGAGCAGGCCAAGGACAACUACGAUGAUGCCAUCUCAUCAGGGCAAGAGGCCUUCCUGCUCAUGGAGGACUUUGACAGCAGCGACAUAUUCACCUGCAGGGUGGGCAACCUGCCCCCAGAAUGCUCGGCAACUGUCUCCUUCAGCCUGGUGCAGGAGUUGCCCCUCGAGGCCGACGGGGCCCUCCGCUUCACCCUGCCCGCCGUCCUCAACCCCCGGUACACACCCGCAGGCACCCAGGGUCCCAGGAUCACCCAUGCCAGUGCCCCUGUGGACAAGCCCCUCUACACUUUGGACCUCGAGGCUCAUUUCCACAGCCCACAUGGGAUCUCCCGGAUACAGUCCAACUGCCAGGUGACCCCUGUGGAGUUUCUGAGUCCCGACAAGACGUCAGCCAAGCUCUCUCUGGUGAAUGGCCACGCCUUCGACAGGGAUGUGGAGCUCCUCGUGUACUCCGAGAACCUUCAUGACCCCAGCGCCAUCCUCGAGGCAGGGCUGACGUCUGCCGCUGCAGGGACACUGAUGGCUGACCCCACCGUCAUGGUGAACCUCUUCCCCAGAUUUCCCGAGAAUCUCCCCCAGGGUACAGUGGGCGAGUUCGUUUUCCUCAUGGAUCGAUCGGGAAGCAUGGGAACGUCGAUGUCCCACGGGAACCCAAGGUCCCGUAUCCAGUGUGCCAAGGACACCCUUCUCCUGCUCCUCAAGAGCCUUCCCAUGGGAUGCUACUUCAACAUUUACGGAUUUGGAAGCCACUUCACCUCGUUCUUCCCGAAGAGCGUUGAGUACAGUCAGAGUUCCAUGCAGGAAGCGUUGGCCAAAGUGAAGGAUAUUGGUGCGGACAUGGGUGGGACAGAGAUCCUGCAGCCCCUCUCUGCCAUCUACAGCACACCCUGCGUGUCAGGACGCCCACGGCAGCUCUUUGUGUUCACGGAUGGAGAGGUGUCUAACACCAAGGAGGUGGUGGCUGAGGUUCAGAGGAAUGCCCACAACCACAGGUGCUUUUCCUUUGGGAUCGGCGAGGGGGCCUCCACGGCGCUGAUCAAAGGCAUCGCCAAGGCUGCCAACGGGAGUCACGAGUUCAUCACAGGGGAGGACAGGAUGGAGCCCAAGGUGCUGCGGACCCUGAGGUACGCCCUCCGGCCGUCCGGGACAGGACUGACCCUCAGCUGGGACCUGCCCCCCCGGGUAGAGACCACCCUCCUGUCCCAGCUCCCACCCAGACUCUUCGACCAGCAGAGAACCAUUGUCUACGCUCAGCUGAAAGGGAAGAUCGACCCCACCCUGGAGUCAGGGGUGACUCUGAAAUAUUUACUGGGGGAACAGCAGGUGCAAGCUGUCACCAGGUUCAGUCUGAAACCGGUCGAGUGCAGGAGCUCCCCCAUCCAUCACCUGGCAGCCAAGGCAAUCCUCGGCAGGCUGGAGCAGCACCCAGACCGACAUUCGGAGGAGGUGAGGAGGCGCCUGGUUGAGCUCAGCACCCAGGCCAACGUGAUCUGCUCACAGACAGCCUUCAUCGCCAUCAACAGGGAUGUCAAGCAGCCCGUGCAGGGACCCCUGAUACUGAGGGAUGUCCCCCUCUACGCGAUACAUCAGGGUCUGCGACAGCCGGUGAUGGGGCAAAUGUGUUCGUUUGCAACGCAGGCUGCCUACUGUCAAGCAGUAUCGGAGGAGUGGGAAGAGGAGACAUACGUGGGCUGUAUGAUGUACGACUCAGGUCCCCUCGAUGCCUACACCACCCCUGCAACCCCCACUGCCCCGGAGGAGUCCCCGGCGCUGAGGCUGAUCGCACUGCAGAACGCAGACGGAUCAUGGGCUCCAGACUCGGGCGUGGAGUCACUGCUAGGACUAGACCCCGAGCAGCUCAGACAAGGCCUGCCCCAGGAGGACAUUGACCAGACUCUCUGGAUCACUCUGUUGGCCGUGAUCUGGCUGCACGCCUUCGCCGCGGACACCAAGGACGAGUGGGAUCUCCUGGUGAACAAGUCGCUGUCCUGGGUCAAGGCCGGAGCAGGUCUGGACCUUGCAGAGUGGGUGAAGGCAGGAAACCAGCUCUUGAACACCUCUGUUCUUCCCGAGACACUCGGCCUGUGAGGAGCUCCUGGUGAAUGGGUGACUCUGACGUGCUGCUCUCUCUGCCUCUGCCUGAUCCCUCCAGCUGUGGGCUGUCACCGGAGUGUUCACCCGCUGUGGUCUGCAAUGUAACCGGCGCUUGUAUUCCCCUCCCCAUGUUACACCGGACAUUUCGGUGAAGCCAUUGGUGCCUCUUGUGCGAAUCGACUUCAGGGGCUGCUGAUGCGUUGCAGUAACGACAGCGAUCGGUGUUCCCGUGGUAAUGACCACGAUCAGCAUUGUGUUAAAGGUGUGUGUAACCCCUUCUGUCCCCGGAAAACACGACGGCUCCUUUCAACCUCCUCGUCUCGUGG